Molecule: messenger RNA, 3188 nt
Organism: Pungitius pungitius (ninespine stickleback)
Lineage: Eukaryota; Metazoa; Chordata; Actinopteri; Perciformes; Gasterosteidae
Product: neurabin-2-like
Exons: 15
Coding region: 448-3078 (876 amino acids)
Biological process (GO): actin filament organization; neuron projection development; calcium-mediated signaling
Cellular component (GO): actin cytoskeleton; dendrite; postsynaptic density
Molecular function (GO): actin filament binding
Source: RefSeq, a predicted model, not a curated record
GCGACGCAGAGCAGCAGACAGAGGAGACAGCGAGCAGGCCGGUGACACGUUACCGCACAGACACGAGCCCCAGUGCUCCGUGUCACAGUCGGUGUGGACCGACCCCCGCAGCGGGGAACGGAGAAUAAAGGAAACCCAUCCGGAAUGCGCCCGCCUCCUUCGGCUCUUUAGCAGAAAGAACGUCGCGCCGAACUCCCUCACCGAACCCCGCUGUUUUGAGUCGGUCGAGGCGAACCCCGCUAAACGACGCGAAAUAAGAACGCUUUGAACACCCGGGGGUGCUGCGGACAUUUCGGGUGUGCGGGUGACUCACCCGAAGCGGUUUAAUUCCAAGUUCGACUGGGACCAAGCCGCAGGUCGCCUGCUGGAGGUCAAACAGCUCCAGGAUGCCGCCGUCCUCGUCCCUGCUGACCUGCUGUUCCCUGGCUGGCAUCUGAUCGUCCAAACAUGAUGAAGACCGAACCCCCGGCGGCCCCGGGGGGCAACGGCGGCAGCGGGAGCUCAAACCUGCGGAGUCCCUCGCCCCACCGCAACGCCUACGAGGCGGGCCUGGCGGCGCUCAAGAAGGCCACCGACCACUUCAACAAUGCCGCAAACGGAGGCGCCGGCCCCGCCCCCAAACCCGCUCCUCUGCCUCGCCCCACCGGGAGGGGCCGGAAAUACGGUUCCAAUGUCCACCGCAUCAAGAACAUGUUCAUGCAGAUGCAGUCGCCUGGCGACGAGGAGGACGGAGACAAAAUGAUUGGGGUCGAGCAGUCGGUGAAACUGUCCCUGCCGAGGGCGUCCAGCCUCAACGAGAACGUCGACCACAGCGCUCUGCUCAAGCUCGGGGCCACGGUCUCAGAGAGGGUCAACCGCUUUGACUCGAAACCGGGCGGAGACGGUGGGGGCUUCUCCAAACUCCAGGAGACCAGGAGGAUCUUCGAACAGCGGACUCUACAGGAGAAGCAGGCCGCCACCAACCGGAUCUUGCUGAAGAAGGAGCGUGCAUCGGGCUUCCAGGACAGCCGUCUCGAUGUUGUGGCUCGCUUCAACGGUUCCACUGAGGCUUUGGACCGACUGGACGACCCCCCGGCCCCGGCCCCGGCUCCUCUCCCGGCUCCGGCUGAGGCUCCUCUACCGGCUCCGGCUCUUACCGCUGCCGCAGCUUCAGUUGGGCUCGGGGACGCCGUCAGCCCCACCGUGAGCCAGCUCAGUGCGGUGUUUGAGAAGACCGACCCGCAAAACAAUGUCGCCAAUGUCGCCCUCCCCCAGCGUCGGUCAGGCCCCGCCCUACCACCCAAGCCCAAACCUCCAGCCAGAACGGAGGCUACCGGAAGGAAGGGGACAACGCUCCCUCUGGGUAACGAGGACGACGAGGAGAUGGUGGCGGGCGGCGUGAGCACCCGGUGGGCAGAAGAUCAACCAGAAGAGACUCUGCAGAGGAUCUCAGGGGAAGCCAUGGCCAGCGAGGAGAAGGAAGGGUUCACACAGUCAGGAGACAAUCCCCCCAAUUCCUCCUACUCCUCGUUGUCCUCCUCUUCUUCGGGAGUCAAGCCAGAGUUGGAGGGCCGGCCGACGGCGACUGAAGCCAGGGGCUCAAGUACGGUGGCCGCCCCGGAGCGAGACGGCUCCACCGGGGGUUCUGAAGCUGGUGCCAGGCUGGUGCAGGCGGAGGUCCACGCCUCGCUGGAAAACGGGGAAAAAGAACCUCCGGGGUCUUCUCCCUCCUCAGAGGAAGAGGAGAAAGGAGUGGAGUCUGAGAGGAGGGGCGAGGAGGAGGAUAACGAUGAGGAUGGCUCAAGGAAAGAGGAUUACUCGGAGGGCGACCUGGUGGAUAUCAGCGCGUACAGCGGACUUGGGGAGGAGGACUCUGGGGGCAGCCAGCUAGACGACGAGGACGAUGAGGAAGAGGAGGAGCCGUAUCAGCCGGAGACCAGCUGCUCCGAGAUCCCGGGUCUCCCUGAGGAAGAGGAGCCCCCUCCACCAAAUAGGAAGAUUCAGUUCAGCACUGGGCCAAUUACGGUGUUCACCACCUACUCCAACGAAGACUACGACCGGCGUAACGAUGACGUGGACCCCAUGGCGGCCUCGGCCGAGUACGAGCUGGAGAAACGGGUGGAGAAGUUGGACCUGUUUCCUGUGGAGCUGGAGAAAGACAGCGAGGGGCUGGGGAUCAGUAUCAUAGGAAUGGGUGCAGGAGCUGAUAUGGGUUUGGAGAAACUGGGGAUCUUUGUGAAGACGGUCACCGACGGAGGAGCUGCACAGAGAGACGGCAGGAUCCUGGUGAACGACCUCAUCGUGGAGGUUGACGGGACCAGCCUGGUGGGCGUCACCCAGAGCCUCGCUGCCUCCGUCCUCCGCAACACCAGCGGCACCGUCAGCUUCGUGAUUGGUCGGGAGAAGCCCGGGGAGCAGAGCGAGGUGGCUCAGUUGAUCCAGCAGACCCUGGAGCAGGAGAAGUGGCAGCGGGAGAUGAUGGAGCAGAGAUACAAGCAGUACAUGGACGACGACGAGGAGACGGGGGAGUAUGCGACCGACGAGGAGGAGGAGAUGAGUCCCGUGUUUCCCAACUCCAUUGAGGUCUUCGACCUGGCCGAGAACCCGGACACGCUGUCUCCCGUGGAGCUGGACCCCGAGAAGCUGGCCCACAAAUUCAAAGAGCUCCAGAUUAAACAUGCAGUCACACAGGCGGAGAUCCAGCUGCUGAAGAGGAAGCUGGCUCACGCGGAGCAGGAUAAGCUGCGCUGGCGGAUGGAGCGCGCUCAGUUGGAGCAAAACAUCCGGGACAGUAAAGAGAGGAUGGAAAAGCUGGAGGGCUACUGGAUGGAGGCGCAGUCGCUGUGUAAGGCGGUGGACGAACACCUGAAGGAAACCCAGGGUCAGUACCAAACCCUGGAGAGGAAAUACAGCAAAGCCAAGAGGCUGAUUAAAGAGUUCCAGCAGAAGGAGAUUGAGUUCCUGAAGAAGGAGACGGCUCAGCGUCGGGCACAAGAAGAGAGCGAGGUGACACACAAAGAGGAGGCGGAGAACUUGCAGGAAAAGAUUACCGACUUGGAGACCAAAGUGGAUGCCCUGAAGACCCCCAACCCCUCCUAGACCGCAGCCACGUCCCACCUCCUGUCUGUGACUAGGAGAGAGGAGCUCUACCUUCAUUCUGACCCGGGCCGACAUUUCUAUUCCAAUCCAUUUGGGGCGUGAGGGGGGGG